UUGCCGCGCUCCGGGGCAGGGCUGCGCCCGGCUGCCGGGGUCUGCGCCGCGGAGCAGCGGGAGGAUUGCGCCCUGCUGCGCGGGAGGGUUUCCGCGGCCGAGGAUGCGGGCGGGGCCCCGGUGGAGCAGCGAUGUGACCCCCGGGGAGCCGCGAUGGCCGUGCCACCCACAGCAGGGGCCUGGGACCACCACGCAGCGCCCGCAACGCAUGAGGAGGAGGAGGAGACGGUGCCCACCGCGCCGCUCGCCACUCUCUGCAGAUGAGACCCCUCGCCCAGGUGCUCGCGCUCCGCCGGCGAUCGCUCCGCGCUGAGCUCGGCACAGAGACAUGAGCGGCAGCACGGGCCAGCGCGCCGCCGUCCUCGUGGCCCUCUUCGCCCUGGUCACGCUGCUGAUCAUCUACAGCUCGAGCAGCGGGAACGAGGUCUUCCGCUACGGCCCGCUGCGGGGCAGGGCCCGCCGGCCCCCCAACCUCAAGAAAUGGGGGGUCCAAACCGGGUACCUGCCCGUCUGCGGGAACAAGACCCUGACUUCCCACUGCCACCAGUGCGUCAUCGUCACCAGCUCCAGCCACCUCCUGGGCAGCCGCCUGGGCCCGGAGAUCGACCGGGCCGAGUGCACCAUCCGCAUGAACGAUGCCCCCACCACGGGCUACGAGGCGGACGUGGGCAGCAAGACCAGCUUCCGGGUGGUGGCUCACUCCAGCGUCUACCGCGUGCUGAAGAGGCCGCAGGAGUUCGUCAACAAGACCCCGGAGACCGUGUUCAUCUUCUGGGGGCCGCCGGCCAAGAUGCAGAAGAGCCUGCUGAAGAUCAUCCAGCGCCUCAGCGUGUCCUUCCCCAACACGACGGCCUACGUCGUCUCCCCGGGGCGCAUGAAGCAGUUUGACGACUUGUUCCGGGGAGAGACGGGGAAGGACAGGGAGAAGUCGCGGUCGUGGCUCAGCACCGGCUGGUUCACCAUGGUGAUCGCGGUGGAGCUCUGCGACAACGUCCACGUGUACGGCAUGGUGCCGCCCAACUACUGCAGCGGGCGGCCCCGGCCCCGGCGCCUGCCGUACCACUACUACGAGCCGAAGGGCCCCGACGAGUGCACCACGUACCUGCACAACGAGCGGAGCCGCCGCGGCAACCACCACCGCUUCAUCACCGAGAAGCGGGUCUUCGCCGCCUGGGCCGCCCUCUACAACAUCACCUUCUCGCACCCGGCCUGGGCGUAGCGGCGGCCCCCGCCGCGGCAGGCGCGCGGCCCAAAGCCGCCUUUUCUUUCUUUUCUUUUUUUUGCACCGGAUGACGGACGUUUUGGUGGGUUUUUCUCUUUUCCCGCCUGCUGGCCCUCGUGGUCCUAUUGCUUUUUAUUUUUUUUUCUUCCUUUUCCUAAGAAAAACUCGACUCGCCGUGUCACUGGAUGCAAAGCGGUUGCACCCAAAGGGGCUCGGACCCCCCCCCCCACACACGCUGCCCAGGGCUGGGUGCCAGCAGGCACGGGCUGGGGGGGUCGGAGAUUUUUUUAUAUUAUUAUUAAUUCCUCAGCAGCAGGGAAGUAACUUAGGGGGUGUCCCUGGGGCGGCGGGGCCCCGCAGCCGCCCGGCGGAGGGUGGCUCCGUGCCUCAGUUUCCCCGUGGUAGCCACGGAGCCGGCGGCAGCGGGGGGGUCGCCAGCGCCAGGGCCAGUUGCGGGGGGCCGGCACGGCGCCCACGUUUUGUAAGCGAUUUGUACAGGAAUAAAUAUUGCUACGGUCUGUCA
Molecule: messenger RNA, 1745 nt
Organism: Rhea pennata
Lineage: Eukaryota; Metazoa; Chordata; Aves; Rheiformes; Rheidae
Gene: ST6GALNAC6
Product: ST6 N-acetylgalactosaminide alpha-2,6-sialyltransferase 6
Exons: 7
Coding region: 329-1219 (296 amino acids)
Biological process (GO): ganglioside biosynthetic process; oligosaccharide metabolic process
Molecular function (GO): alpha-N-acetylgalactosaminide alpha-2,6-sialyltransferase activity
Source: RefSeq, a predicted model, not a curated record